UGUUUCUAAUAAAGGUGUAGUGAUCAAGUAAUGAGAGAAGCUGUAUUUAUUCACUUCACCACUCCACAGAGCCGAACAGACUAGUGAGUUAGUUCCAUCUGCUCUUCAAAAAGUCGUAUUCGAAACCCACCAAAGAAGAAGAAAAUGGUUGUCGUCUCCGGCGCUGACGAAGUUCCAACUCUUAGUUAUGACCGAAUAAAAGAGCUGAGGGAAUUCGAUGAAACUAAAGCAGGCGUGAAGGGUCUUGUCGAUGCCGGGGUGGUUAAGCUUCCUUGUAUCUUCUUCCAACCACCCGAAGCCCUCCAUGGCCUUCCCUCUCAUCUGGGCUCCCUUGAUCAGCGCCCCCGGCAAACCAAUCUGACGAUUCCGGUCAUAGACCUGCAGGAGGUCAUCACCGUCGAUGAAGACCCAACAUCAACUCGAAGUCGAAGGAAGGAAGUAGUAGAGAAAAUCAAGGAAGCAUCUAAGACAUGGGGUUUCUUCUUGGUGGUGAAUCAUGGGAUCCCUCAGAGUGUAUUGGAGGAAACACUGGAAGGGGUUCGAAGGUUCUAUGAGCAAGACACGGAGAUCAAGAAACAAUGGUACAGUCGCGAUAUCUUCAACAACAAGGUCGUCUACAACAGCAACUUUGAUCUCUUCACCACCCCUGCUGCCAAUUGGAGAGAUAGCAUGUAUUGCCAAAUGGGUCCUCAACCUCUAGACCCUCAAGAACUGCCUCUCGUUUGCAGAGAUAUAUUGAUGGAAUACUCAAUACAAGUAAAGAGGUUGGGGAUUAGUUUGUUUGAGUUGCUGUCGGAGGCUCUGGGGCUAAGCCACAAACACUUAAUAGACAUGGGUUGUGCAGAAGGUCAUUCACUUCUCACUCACUACUAUCCUGCAUGCCCUCAGCCUGAACUGACUCUUGGCAUUACUAAGCACUCCGACGUUGGUUUCCUCACUAUCCUUCUUCAAGAUCAAAUGGGUGGACUCCAAAUUCUUCAUCAGGACCAAUGGGUUGAUGUUUCUCCCAUCCCUGGAUCUCUCAUCAUCAACAUUGGUGAUCUUCUGCAGAUCAUAUCUAAUGAUAGAUUUAAGAGCAUCGAACAUCGAGUUCUGUCUCACAACAUAGGCCCAAGACUCUCAGUGGCAUGUUUCUUCACCACAGGUGUUCAAUCAGACACAAGGGUUUAUGGGCCAAUCAAGGAGUUGUGUUCAGAAGACAACCCACCCGUCUAUGGGGAAACCACCGCUAAAGGGUAUACUAUAUACGCCCAAGAUAAGGGACUUGAUGGCAUCCCUGCUUUGCCACAUUUCAAGCUGUGUGAAAUGUGAUUACUUUCUCAUUUCUUUCACCAAAGAUGACCACUAUGGGUCUCAUCCCUUACUUUAUUUUAAAUUGUUAUAAAUAAUAUUGGAUGGAGUUUACCUGAGGCCACGGUCAAUGGAAUUCGGAUGGUGCAUCACAAUCACAGACAAUGGGGUGACAAGGGGUCACAUCUGAACCAGUUCAUCGUUCAGCCACCGAUGUAGUAAAACUUUGUCCAAUCAUAUAGCGCAUUAUAUAAUCAUGUAUGCUCUAUAUUAUAUAAGUAGUGAUUAGUGUAAUUGUAUGCGUAUUUAUUGAUGAAUGAUGUUUACCAAAAA
Messenger RNA from Macadamia integrifolia, 1623 nucleotides. Its product is annotated as 1-aminocyclopropane-1-carboxylate oxidase homolog 1-like. The transcript is spliced from 3 exons. NCBI's taxonomy places the organism in Eukaryota, Viridiplantae, Streptophyta, Magnoliopsida, Proteales, Proteaceae. The coding region runs from base 145 to 1311 and encodes 388 amino acids. The record is from RefSeq and is a predicted model, not a curated record.